AUGGAGAUCAGUAAGUCUCCUCGGAUAGGGCAAAAUGCCGAGAAUAGCCAUGACAGGCCCCGGAAGUACAUGAGCAAGGGCCGUCGUGCCUGUGACUUUUGCCGUUCAAGAAAGUCUGCAUGUCAGAUCGAAGUAGCUCCGCCAUGCCUGCGCAAGAAACGGCGAGUCGCGCAGCCGGAAGAAAGUGAUCACGUGGCAACAUGGCAGCAAGGACCUCGACCAAACGAUACGGAUCUGCUGUGGCCGCAGAGUCUAGAUUUUUUGUCAAUGUCGCUGCCAGAAGGUGGUUUCCCUCAAGUGCCAUCGGCCGAAGACCGCAGUAUGUUAGGUAUUGGUUUGAACCAGGAAUCGAACGAUCAGCUGCGCGGCGGUUUCGUGUCUGGGCCAGAGACUGCAGAACAAUUCACGCUAGACGACCUCAUGCUAGGCAUAUACGGAGGGAAAACGCCGUCUGAUAUUUAUCAAGAAACAGGAGACGGUCACAGCUCUCUUGAUCAUGCUACUCUGACGUCUCAAAUAUGUGGGUUGACUGGUGAUAUGGAUCCCUACGUCUUGCGCCACUACCAGUUCAACGAUAAAAACGAGGUUGUGUUUUCGAAGCUCGCCAUUCGCAAAGUAGAGGAAGGGUCAUUCCCUGUGCAAUUCUUGUUGUCAAAGUCAGAGCUCAGUGCCGAUUCACGAACUCAGACUGACCUUCGAAAUGGAUCCCACGCAAGCGAGACGCCAUCGCGGUCAGAUGAACUUGUGCCUCAAGAAGUUGGAGAACGAUUGAUCGAAUUUCCCCAGACUUCGCCGACUCACCUGCUAGCUGCAAUAUACUCCAUCACCCAGCCAUUUACUCUUUUCGAUGACUACUUGUCUAUCGAGCUGGCGUACAGUCCACCAUCUCCACAAACCCUAACAAAUAUUGCAUGGCGUUCUCUCAACGACGAGAUCACCGAACCAACUAUUCUUUCCGUGCAAACCGCAAUCAUUCUGCUGUUACAGCCAUCCAAGAAUCCACUCUUGCUUGAAAGCCCAUUGAAAUGGUCGCUACUUGGGCUGACAGUUUCGAUGGCACAAACCCUUGGCCUUCAUCUGGACCCUAGCGCGUGGAACCUGCCUGCUGAAGAAAUCAAAACGAGGAAUAGACUAUCCUGGCUGGUCUGGGCUGUUGAUAAGUGGUUUGCUUUUUCCCUGGGCCGGCCAAGUCAUAUAUCAAAGACCGACUGGCUCGUCACUGAACUGAACCCAUCAAAUGAUGCGACGGACUCUAGUAAUGAAUCUUACACUGCGCAUUUUGCUAGACUUACUAAUAUCCUGGACACUGUGCUGAUGGAAUUAUAUUCGAUACGAUCAGUGUCUGUCCUUGCUACAGAUUCUCAGAAGACGAUUUCCAUCGCACGCCCAAUCAUGCAAACUCUCGAUGAAUGGCACAAAUCAUUCUCUGCGCACCUUGAAGUCCAUAGAGACAGUGAAACCAAUGCCGACCUUCCAAACGGCUCAGCUUCGCUCCAUAUUGCCUUUCAUGCCGUAAGAGUCCUGGUUUUCCGCGCAUUGUUGCGACCGUUCAACCAAUCGAACCCAGAUCUCGCUCCCGGUGGCCAAAACUCGGAAGACUGGCUUGCUGCACGAACUCAGAUCCGCAGUAGUGCCACGGCCGAAGUGUAUUCGAUACUCAAAUUGAUAUCAUCAUUUAGGCAGGAACAUUAUCAAGCUUUUUGGGCACCAUGGUCCAAAACUUGCUUUGCGCUCGUUACAAACAUCCUUCUACUUUUAUCGGUGACUUCAAAUCGUGAUACCGGAAGACCAGAUAUGCCCAAUUUGAACGAGCUACAACAGCCGUCACCUGAAGAGACAGCGACUGACGAGUAUACGGAAUGUCGAAAGCUGCUUGAUCGAGCACGAGCCAUAUUCAGACUACAUGCAAAAACUCUCGAUAUGAUCCGGUUUGCGCUUUUGCGUAUCGACGCUGUCUUCUGGAUUGGAUGGGAGCGAGUCCUGGGUUACAAGUAA
Talaromyces amestolkiae is the source of this 1995-nucleotide messenger RNA. RefSeq lists its product as uncharacterized. The transcript is spliced from 5 exons. The record is from RefSeq and is a predicted model, not a curated record. Gene Ontology annotation, molecular function: DNA-binding transcription factor activity, RNA polymerase II-specific; zinc ion binding; DNA binding. NCBI's taxonomy places the organism in Eukaryota, Fungi, Ascomycota, Eurotiomycetes, Eurotiales, Trichocomaceae. Gene Ontology annotation, biological process: DNA-templated transcription. Gene Ontology annotation, cellular component: nucleus. Bases 1 to 1995 code for a protein of 664 amino acids.